AUGGUGAAUGGUGAUGGGGUCGGUCGAUGUACUCCUACUGAAUUGCACUUUGACAAUGUGUUUCGUACACAUAACACAAGUAUUGCCAUCAACAUUUCUAUAACGUCCGAAAAUUCACCAAGUCCACUUGGUGAAACUCAACACACUCAACAUCAAGCUUCUCAAGUUCCAUUGAAUCAUAACUCUUCUACUCAAAGAAGUAGAGUCGAUGUUAGCACUCUUCUUUCUAACCCUGCCGAUAGAAAUCCAAUAUCAUAUUAUGAUGUAAAUGAUCGUGAUGAGAUAAGAAGAGCUUAUAUUCAAAGAGAUCUUAUAAUCCAUAAUCAAUCCAUACAAGCUGCUCUUCAUAAACAAUCUGAGCAAGUUAAGAUUGAUUAUAAGAACCGUUUGAAUGCAUCUAUAGAUAUUGGUAGAUUACUUUUGAUUUCUGGAUUACCUUUUCGAGGUCAUGAUGAAAGUGAAGCAUUCUUAAAGAAAGGUAAUUUUCUUACUUUCUUAGAGUUUUUUUCUAGAAAAAAUAAAAGUGUUGGUAGUGUUGCUUUAAAAAAUGCUCUCAGUAAUAAUCAAAUGACAUCCCCAUCAAUUCAAAAAGACAUCAUCAAUGCUUGUUAUAAAGAGACCAUUAAUGACAUUCUAAAGGAACUUGGAGAUGAUUAUUUUCCUAUUUUAGUAGAUGAAUCUCGUGAUGUGUCUUGUAAGAAACAAAUGGGUCUUUUAUUGACGUAUGUUGAUAAAAAGGGAUUUAUCAUGGAAAGGUUAGUUGGUCUUGCUCAAGUUACUAGCACUACCGCUGAGUCACUCAAAGGAACAAUUUAUUUUAUGCUUGAUCAAUUAUCUUUGAGUCCAUCUCGUACAAGGGGGCACGGUUACGAUGGAGCAAGCAACAAGAGAGGUCAUGUACAUGGGCUUAGGACAUUAAUUCAGGAGGAUUGUUCAUCGGCUCACUAUGUACACUGCUUUGCUCACCAAUUUCUGCUCACUCUUGUUAAGGUUGCACACAAACAUGUUGAUUUUGAGCAUCUUAUUGAUUUGAUUCAGCUCACUUUAAACACUAUUGGUGUUUCUUAUAAACAUAGAGAUGAGUUUCGACAAAAACAAGCCGAGAUGGUUGAAAAAACAUUACGUAAAGGUGAGCUUAUAACUGGAAAGGGUUUAAAUCAAGAAGUUGGUCUUCAAAGACAUGCGAAUACUCGUUGA
Amaranthus tricolor (Joseph's coat) is the source of this 1197-nucleotide messenger RNA. RefSeq lists its product as uncharacterized. Bases 1 to 1197 code for a protein of 398 amino acids. Lineage: Eukaryota; Viridiplantae; Streptophyta; Magnoliopsida; Caryophyllales; Amaranthaceae. The record is from RefSeq and is a predicted model, not a curated record. The transcript is spliced from 4 exons.